AUGAAGAAACUAGCAGAUCCAGUGCCCUACUAUCGCCAGAGAACUGCACAGAGCUUCCCAUCCCAAUGGGAGAUGAGAAGCCCAGAUUCCAGGAAUCCAGCAAAUCCAGUCUCUGCAUAUCUUUUGGGAACAGCACAGAACUACCCGUCCCAGCAGGAGCCAAGCAGGCCAGAUUCCAGGAUUCCUCUUUCACCAAACAGACUAGAAAACCAGCAGAUCCAGCAGACCAGGGGAGCAGCUAGUCCAGCAGAACCAGGAAACCAGCAGAACCAGUCCCUGGGUAUUGCCUGGGAAAUGCAUAGGGCUUUCCUCCAGGCAGGGGCCGAGCAGGCCAGAUUCCAGGACUUCUAUUCCAACAACAAGACCAGGAAACUAGCAGAUCAAAUGUCUGUGGAUUGCCUGGGCACGGCACAGGACUUCCCUCCUGGCAGGAAGAUAGCAGAACAGAUUCCAAGUAUUCUCUUCCAACAACGAGUCCAGGAAACCAGCAAAUCCAAUGCCUGUGAUCCCGUGGGAACUGCACAGAGCUUAACACCCAGGCAGGAACUGGGCAACCCAGAUUCCAGAUCUCCUCUUCCACCUACUAGUCCAGGAAACCAGCAGACCCAGGAGACCAGAGGACCAUCUGGUCCUGGGGGACCAAGUGAAAUAGGCCCUGCAUCUGAGACUGCAUUCCACUCCCUGGGGAUAGCCUGGGAACUGCACAGAGCUUCUCAUUCUGGCAGGCACCAAGCAGCCCAGAUUCCAGGGAAUGAUAAUUGGGCCAUCGAUGGCAGGAAGUCCUCCAUUGUUGAGCACCUACAGAUUCUGAGUCAUAGAAAGGCUCAAGAACCAGCAGAUCCCACAGAGGCUGUGUACAACCUAAGCUGUUACAACCCAACUUCCUUCGUCCUUGUUGGGAUACCUGGCUUAGAAAAAUUUCACAUCUAGAUCAGGAUUCCUUGUGUCAUCAAUGCUGUGGCUAUUGCAGGUAACUGCAUACUUCUCUACCUGAUUGCACUGGAGCAGAGCCUCCAUGAGCCCAUGUUUACAUUCCUGUCCAUGCUGGCCAGCACAGACCCCAAAUGUCUCAGUAACCUCUGGUUUGGCUCACAAGAAAUUACCUUCUCUGGUUGUCUCACGGAGAUGUUUUUUCUGCACUUUAGUUUUGUAGUGGAUUCGGCUAUCCUGUUAGCCGUGGCAUUUGAUUGCUAUGUGACUGUCUGCUUGCCCUUGAGGUACAACACCAUCCUUACUCCGCAGGUGAUUGUCAAGAUUAUGGUGAGCAUCGUUGUGAGGAGCUUCUCAGUCAUCCUGCCAGAUGUUUUCCUGCUGAAGCGGUUGCCAUUUUGCAAGACCCGUGUUAUCCCUCACACAUAUUGUGAGCACAUAGGUGUUGCCAGGCUUUCCUCCGCAGAUAUCUCUAUCAACGUCUGGUAUGGGUUUUCUGUCCCCCUCAUGACUGUCAUCUCAGAUGUCAUCCUGAUUGCUGUAUCCUACAUCUUCAUCCUCAGGGCAGUUUUUCUGCUCUCCUCCCAGGGUGCCCGCCAAAAGGCCCUGAGCACAUGUGGUUCCCAUGUCUCUGUCAUCCUCAUGUUCUACACACCUGCCUUCUUCUCCAUCCUUGCUCAUCGUUUUGGGUACAGUGUCCCUCGUAACAUUCUCAUCUUAUUUGCCAACUUCUAUGUGGCCAUCCCCCCUGCUCUAAAUCCAGUAGUUUAUGGAGUGAAGACCAAGCAGAUCCAGGACAAAUUCCUUACUUUCCUUUCUUUGGGAAAGACACAAUGA
Mesocricetus auratus (golden hamster) is the source of this 1767-nucleotide messenger RNA. RefSeq names its product olfactory receptor 52H1-like. The record is from RefSeq and is a predicted model, not a curated record. Gene Ontology annotation, biological process: G protein-coupled receptor signaling pathway. Gene Ontology annotation, molecular function: olfactory receptor activity. Gene Ontology annotation, cellular component: membrane. Lineage: Eukaryota; Metazoa; Chordata; Mammalia; Rodentia; Cricetidae.